Molecule: messenger RNA, 3975 nt
Organism: Phyllostomus hastatus (greater spear-nosed bat)
Lineage: Eukaryota; Metazoa; Chordata; Mammalia; Chiroptera; Phyllostomidae
Gene: SKIC2
Product: Ski2 like RNA helicase
Exons: 27
Coding region: 61-3933 (1290 amino acids)
Biological process (GO): nuclear-transcribed mRNA catabolic process, 3'-5' exonucleolytic nonsense-mediated decay
Cellular component (GO): Ski complex
Molecular function (GO): ATP binding; RNA helicase activity; RNA binding
Source: RefSeq, a predicted model, not a curated record
GCUUACCUCAAGGCUCCUUGCUGCACUUCCGGGCUGUGGGGCGACUGCGGUGGCUCCAAGAUGAUGGAGAGGGAGAGACUUGUGCUAUCUCCCCCAGAUCCCCUGGACCUGCCUCUUCGGGCUGUGGAGCUGGGAUGCAGUGGGCGCUGGGAGCUCCUCAAUAUAGCUGGGGCUCCAGAGAGCACCCUUCCGCACAACCUCCUUCCCUGUGCCCCAGAUCUGCAGCAAGAAGCAGAGCAAUUGUUUCUGUCAUCUCCAGCCUGGCUGCCUCUGCAUGGCCUGGAACACUCAGCUCGAAAAUGGCAGCGGAAGAUGGAUCCCUGGUCUCUCCUUGCUGUACUGGGGGCCCCAGUCCCCUCUGACCUACAAGCCCAAAGACACCCAACCACAGGCCACAUACUGGGCUACAAGGAGGUCUUGCUGGAGAAUACAGACCUGUCAGCCACGACCUCAUUAUCUCUUCGCCGGCCGCCAGGGCCCAUCUCCCAGUCCCUGUGGGGGAAUCCAACACAAUACCCUUUCUGGCCAGGUGGAAUGGAUGAGCCCACCAUAACAGAUCUGAGCACUCGGGAGGAAGCCGAGGAGGAGAUAGACUUUGAGACAGCUCUUCUUACUGUUCCACCUGGCUUCAAGAAAGGUGUGGACUUUGCACCAAAGGAUUACCCAGCUCCAACUCCUGGGUUGCUCAGCCUCAGUCGUCUGCUAGAGCCCCUGGAUCUGGGUGGCGGUGAUGAAGAUGAGAGGGAGGCAAUGGGACAGCCAGGAGGUACCAGAGGGGACACAGUUAUGGCCUCUCCCUGUAAUGCUCCCUUGGUUCGAGCAAGCAGCUUGGAGGACCUAGUGUUGAAGGAAGCUUCCACAAUUGCAUCCUCCCUAGAGCCCCCCAAAACCCUUCCUCAGGAGCAGUGGGCCAUUCCUGUGGAUGUCACCACCCCUGUUGGUGAUUUCUACCGCCUCAUUCCCCAGCCAGCCUUCCAGUGGCCGUUUGAGCCUGACGUGUUCCAGAAACAGGCCAUCCUGCACUUGGAACGGCACAACUCAGUCUUUGUGGCAGCUCACACAUCCGCAGGGAAGACAGUUGUGGCUGAAUAUGCCAUUGCCCUUGCCCAGAAGCACAUGACACGCACCAUCUACACUUCGCCUAUCAAGGCUUUGAGUAACCAGAAGUUCCGAGACUUCCGAAACACAUUUGGGGAUGUGGGACUGCUCACUGGGGAUGUACAGCUGCACUCAGAGGCCUCUUGCCUCAUCAUGACGACAGAGAUCCUUCGCUCCAUGCUGUACAGUGGCUCAGAUGUCAUCCGGGACCUGGAGUGGGUCAUCUUUGACGAGGUUCACUACAUCAACGAUGCUGAGCGUGGGGUCGUGUGGGAGGAGGUGCUUAUCAUGCUCCCUGAACAUGUCUCUGUCAUCCUUCUGAGUGCCACUGUUCCCAACGCCCUUGAAUUUGCUGAUUGGAUUGGACGACUGAAGCGUCGUCAGAUCUACGUGAUCAGCACUGUCACUCGCCCCGUCCCCCUAGAGCAUUAUCUCUUUACGGGGAACAGUCCCAAGACCCAGGACGAACUCUUCCUGUUGCUGGACUCCCAAGGCACCUUCCACACAAAGGGGUACUAUGCAGCUGUGGAGGCCAAGAAGGAGAGGAUGAGCAAACACGCCCAGACCUUUGGGGCCAAGCAGCCCACGCAUCAGGGGGGCCCAGCACAGGACCGAGGUGUGUACCUGUCCCUCCUGGCUUCCCUCCGCCGCCGUGCACAGCUGCCCGUGGUGGUGUUCACCUUUUCCCGGGGCCGCUGUGAUGAGCAGGCUGCGGGCCUCACCUCCCUUGACCUCACCACAAGUUCAGAGAAGAGCGAGAUUCACCUCUUCCUGCAGCGCUGCCUUGCUCGCCUCCGAGGCUCUGACCGCCAGCUGCCCCAGGUGCUGCACAUGUCAGAGCUCCUGCACCGAGGCCUGGGCGUGCACCACAGCGGCAUCCUACCCAUCCUCAAGGAGAUCGUGGAGAUGCUUUUCAGCCGUGGCCUGGUCAAGGUCCUGUUUGCCACUGAGACCUUUGCCAUGGGGGUAAAUAUGCCGGCCCGAACAGUGGUGUUUGAUUCCAUGCGCAAGCACGACGGCUCCACCUUCCGGGACCUGCUCCCUGGGGAGUAUGUGCAGAUGGCAGGUAGGGCAGGCCGGAGGGGCCUGGACCCCACAGGCACCGUUAUCCUGCUCUGCAAGGGCCGAGUGCCCGAGAUGGUGGACCUGCACCGAAUGCUGACGGGUAAGCCAUCGCAGCUGCAGUCGCAGUUCCGCCUCACAUACACCAUGAUCCUCAACCUGUUGCGGGUGGACGCCCUCCGGGUGGAAGACAUGAUGAAGAGGAGCUUCUCGGAGUUUCCGUCCCGCAAGGACAGCAAGGCCCAUGAACAGGCUCUAGCUGAACUAACCAAGAAGCUGGAGGCCUUAGAGGAACCUGACCUGACCGGCCAACUGGUCGACCUUUCCGAGUAUUACAUCUGGGGAGAAGAAUUGACAGAGAUUCGGAGCCUGAUCCAGCGACGUGUCAUAGAGUCUGUGAAUGGGCUGAAAUCUCUCUCAUCUGGAAGGGUGGUGGUUGUGAAGAAUCAGGAUCAUCACAAUGCACUGGGUGUGAUCCUGCAGGUCUCCUCAAACUCUACUGGCAGAUCGUUCACAACCCUGGUCUUGUGUGAUAAGCCCCUGUCUGAGGACCCAUGGGACAGGGGGUCGGCCUCCCCAGGCGUGCCCUACCCAGAUGACCUUGUGGGAUUCAAGCUGUUCCUGCCUGAAGGGCCCUGUGACCACACUGUGGCCAAGCUUCAGCCCAGAGAUGUGGCUGCCAUCACCACCAAAGUGCUCCGGGUGAACGGAGAGAAGAUCUUGGAGGACUUCAGCAAAAGGCAGCAACUGAAAUUUAAGUUAGAUGCUGGGGAACCCAUUUUCCUGGGAAGGGACUAUGUCAUGGGGAGUGGGAGGUAUGGUUGGGGCGUCUCCCCUGGCCUGAGGGAGCUCUUACAUAAGAGAAGUCUCAGGACCUACUCCUUCCUUAGGCAGGAUCCUCCUGUUGCUGCCGUGACCACUGCUGUCCAGGAACUGCUGCGCCUGUCUCAGGCCUACCCAGCAGGACCCCCUACCCUCGACCCUGUCAACGACUUGCAGCUUAAGGAUAUGUCGGUGGUUGAGGGUGGACUCCGUGCCAGGAAGCUCGAGGAGCUGAUCCGGGAAGCUCAGUGUGUGCACAGCCCCCGUUUCCCUGCCCAGUACCUGAAGCUUCGGGAGCGAAUGCAGGUACUAAAGGAGAUGGAGCGGCUGCGCUUCCUACUGUCAGAUCAGUCGCUGCUACUGCUCCCCGAGUACCACCAGCGAGUACAGGUGCUCCAAACCCUGGGUUAUGUAGACGAGGCAGGCACAGUGAAGCUGGCGGGGCGGGUGGCUUGUGCCAUGAGCAGCCACGAGCUGCUCCUCACUGAGCUCAUGUUUGACAACGCUCUGAGUGCCCUGCGGCCAGAGGAGAUUGCAGCCCUGCUCUCUGGUCUGGUCUGCCAGAGCCCUGGGGACACUGGGGAACAGCUCCCAAGUACCCUCAAACAGGGAGUGGAACGUGUCCGGGCUGUGGCCAAGCGGAUUGGUGAGGUUCAGGCGGCCUGUGGCCUGAACCAGACAGUGGAGGAAUUUGUAGGGGAGCUGAAUUUUGGGCUUGUUGGAGUUGUGUACGAGUGGGCCCGGGGCAUGCCCUUCUCUGAGUUGGCAGGGCUCUCGGGGACCCCUGAGGGCCUGGUGGUCCGCUGCAUCCAGCGCCUCGCCGAGAUGUGUCGGUCGUUGCGGGGGGCGGCCCGCCUGGUAGGCGAGCCUGUGUUAGGUGCCAAGAUGGAGACGGCAGCCACCCUGCUACGGAGGGACAUCGUCUUCGCAGCCAGCCUCUAUACUCAGUGAAUGACUCCCGUGUAAAAAGUGGUAAUAAAACAGCAAACCGUC